Messenger RNA from Aspergillus steynii IBT 23096, 804 nucleotides. RefSeq names its product SDR family NAD(P)-dependent oxidoreductase. The record is from RefSeq and is a predicted model, not a curated record. The transcript has 2 exons. Gene Ontology annotation, molecular function: oxidoreductase activity. NCBI's taxonomy places the organism in Eukaryota, Fungi, Ascomycota, Eurotiomycetes, Eurotiales, Aspergillaceae. The coding region runs from base 1 to 804 and encodes 267 amino acids.
AUGGCCACCUCCAAGCCACAAACCCUGACAGGUAAAAUCGCCAUCGUGACCGGCGCGUCACGAGGCAUCGGCGCAGGCAUCGCUCUCGAUCUGGCCCAACGAGGCGCCAAAGUCGCCAUCACAUACACCUCCGACACCAGCACCGCUCAGGCCGCCUCCCUCGUCCACCAAAUCAACUCCCUCCCCAACCACCAGUCCACCGCAGAAUCGCCCUCCCCCGUCGCCAUCAAAAUCCAAUCCGACCUGCGCGACCCAUCCUCCGCCUCCACCAUCAUCCAAACCACCCUCGCCGCCUUCUCGACCCCCCACGUCGACAUCCUCGUCAACAACGCCGCCGGCGACGUCAACGCCUCUCUCGCCGACAUCUCCCUCCCGGACUACGCCUCCGUCUUCGACCUGAAUGUCCGCGCGCCCCUCCUCCUCGCGCAGUCCGUCCUGCCCGUCCUGCGCCGCCCCGGCCGCAUCGUGAACGUCGGCUCCGUCGGCUCGCGCUGCGGCUUCGCCGGCCUGUCGCUGUACUGUGCCUCGAAGGCCGCGCUGGAGGGGUUCACGCGCUGCUGGGCCGCGGAGCUGGGCGCGUCGGGCCAUACCGUGAAUGCGGUGAACCCCGGGCCCGUGAGGACCAGUCUGAUUGACAAUAUCCCGCAGGAUUUGGUCCAGAUGCAGUUGAAGGCGACGCCUGUGGAGAAUCGGAUGGGCGAGGUCGAGGAUGUCGUCCCCCUGGUGGCUUGGUUGGCUGGGGAGGAGAGUCGUUGGGUUACGGGGCAGGUGUUGUCGGUUAGUGGGGGUUGGGCGAUGUAUUGA